UGAUGAUAACUUCACCUCAUUCAUUGAAUUACAAGAAACAAUACCAUUUGAUAUUAAUAAGCUGGAGUCAUAUUGAUCAUCUAUCAACCAAACAACCCUUCCCUUCCCGCAUCUUUGACAUAAUAUCAUUCAAUAAUCCUUUUCGGCCCGCUCCUUUUCUUCAAAAUAGAAACUACUUAAUAUAUCCGUGCACAUAUAAAAUCAAAGCAUUGCACGUGUUUUUGGCUGUCAAAUCGAAACACGCUACAUUUCAACCUCUGCUCCUUGUCUCAAGUUGCUGUCGAUCGAGAAUUGAAUGAGAUAAUUGAGAGGAUCAAUCAAGACAUUUUCAAUAACUUAUCAAAAAUCAAACUUGUAACCCCUUACCCACUCCAUUGACCAUGGAUAUCGAUCAAGACCCUCGAAUCUCCGCCGCAUAUACAACGCGUCUCGACCAAACCCUCCAAGAUCUUCAAGAUCGAGUCAAGGAGCAAGAAGCCGCACUUGCAAAGCUCCGAGCAAAAACCUCAACCCCCAUAUCUUCCGGACCAUCACCAGACCCCAAAAUCCACCUCCACCAACUCCGCGCUCUGAAACACGCAUACGAUACCCUCUCCGCCACACCCCCCUACCUCCCACCCCCCAAAUCCGUCCUCCCCGCCCUCCUCGCCCACCGCACCACCACAUCCUGCAUCCAAGAAACCCAAGAAUGCAUCACCACCAGCUCACAUGACCUCUCCACCAUCACCACCCUCCUCCAAAAAGAAAAAUCCGACCACCAAGAUGCCCUCUCCAUCCAAUCCGCGCUCCAAUCGCGCAUUUCCGCCCUCACAACGCAACUCGCGCAACAAACUCAAAAAUCCCCCUCCCAAAUAUUUUCUGAGCUGCAAUCCUCCUUCCAAAGAGGCAAAACACACUACGACACCGAAACGGGCAAUCUAAUCCGCGCAUUCAAUUCCUUCAUCGAUACACAUCUCGCAUCCAUGCUCGCCGCCGAAGAACUCGGCGGCCCCAUCGUAGGCGAAAUGCUCUCCAUCACUCCACAAACCCUCAUCGCCGGUUUCAGCACGCAGGGAAAACCCAAAAAGCCAAAGGAAAACCCAAACAUGGACAAGCGCCAGCGUCGCAUCGACGAAAUCUGGGGUCCCAAACCAUCUCUCGACCCAGACGACGACGAGGAAGAAGAAGAAGAAGAAUGGGACGAAACACGUGCCGCCGCAGCAGAAAUGCGCGAAUUGGCCGAACAGCUGUUGAACGGAUUAUUGGAAGCCGAUGAGAGUGGCUCGGGUGGAUAUGUCACGCUCGAGAGAGAUAGUGCGGCGGCGAGAUUCCUGGUCAGGAGUAAAGUGGCGCAGUAUCAUUUCAAGGAUGCGCGGAAAUUGAAGCUGGUCGAUUUUGAAAAGGAUAUUGUGUGA
Molecule: messenger RNA, 1394 nt
Organism: Botrytis sinoallii
Lineage: Eukaryota; Fungi; Ascomycota; Leotiomycetes; Helotiales; Sclerotiniaceae
Exons: 2
Coding region: 381-1394 (337 amino acids)
Biological process (GO): kinetochore assembly; mitotic sister chromatid segregation
Cellular component (GO): nucleus
Source: RefSeq, a predicted model, not a curated record